Molecule: messenger RNA, 1726 nt
Organism: Leguminivora glycinivorella
Lineage: Eukaryota; Metazoa; Arthropoda; Insecta; Lepidoptera; Tortricidae
Gene: sll
Product: adenosine 3'-phospho 5'-phosphosulfate transporter 1
Exons: 10
Coding region: 163-1455 (430 amino acids)
Biological process (GO): transmembrane transport
Cellular component (GO): Golgi membrane; endoplasmic reticulum membrane
Molecular function (GO): 3'-phosphoadenosine 5'-phosphosulfate transmembrane transporter activity
Source: RefSeq, a predicted model, not a curated record
CAAAGCUAGUCUGACUCAGAUAAAAGGCGUUUACAGUAAUAAAUUGCCAAUUAAUCUUAAAUCUGUGUUUAUUACGACUAAUUCGAAAAUGAACAAAUUACACCAUAAACAGUAUUGUUUCUAGAUCUUAUUUUAAAUUUAGUUGAUACAUAAUAAGUGAAAAUGGGAUCUAAAAUUAUGAUUGGGUUUCUGGGGUUGUCGACAGUGGUUGUGACUUUCCUGGCAACUCGUCUGUACAGAGAUCUCCUCAUAAGCUAUGAGCAGGGCUCUUCUGCCCAUGAAUAUUCUUGGUUCUUUCACCUGUUGCUAAACUUGGCCGGGUACUCAACAAUUCUGUUGCCAGGUUUUGUCAUCUACAAGUACAUACAGAAGACCAACUACUUUGACAAACUGAGCUCAUCGGGCUGUCUAUCCCGCAGCCUGUUCGCCAUAUUUGGAGACCCCGGCGAGCGCCUGCCCACGACUGAUGCGCCAAAGGUAGAAGACAGCCCGCGCCGCGAGGCGGCCGAGCUGGCGCUGUGCUUCAGUGGACUCAUGACGGCUUAUCUGGUCUGGGGGCUGCUGCAAGAGAAAAUCAUGACACAGACCUACACAAUGCCCGACGGCUCCACAGUAAAGUUCAACGACUCCCAGCUACUAGUGUUCAUCAACCGGCUUCUCGCGUUCUGCAUCGCAGUGGGCCGUCUACUCUGGACCAGGACGCCCCUGUUCCCGGUGCCGCUGUACCAGUUCUCUUACUGUUCGCUCAGUAAUAUAGUCAGCGCGUGGUGCCAGUAUGAAGCGCUCAAGUUUGUCAGCUUUCCUAUGCAGGUGCUAUCCAAAUCGUGUAAAGUGAUCCCAGUGAUGCUGAUGGGCAAGGCCGUCUCUGGCAACAAAUACGAGCUGUACGAGUACGUGACGGCCGCUAUGAUCUCAGCUGGCAUGGUGCUGUUCAUGCUGGCCAGCAAGGACGAGUAUGCAGCGGGCACCUACUCUCUCGCGUCAGGCGUGACCUUGCUCGCGCUAUACAUGUGCUGCGACAGCUUCACGUCAUCGUGGCAGGCGCGGCUGUUCGCGCGAACGCGCGCCGCGCCGCUGCACAUGGUGGGCGGCGUGAAUCUGUUCUCCGCGCUGCUUACCGCCGCCGCGCUGAUGCAGCAACCGCCUGCUACUGCUGUCAACCCGCGCUGGUCACUACUGCAGCACCCGCAGUUUGCGGCCGACGUAAUAAUGCUGUCGGUGAGCUCGGCGCUCGGCCAGCUGCUCAUCUACCGCACCAUCGCGCGGUUCGGCGCUGUAGUAUUCACUAUCAUCAUGACGCUGCGACAGGCGGUAUCCAUCCUUCUAUCAUGCCUCGUUUACGGGCACCGGCUAUCAUUCGCUGGCGUACUGGGUGUAUGCGUCGUCUUCACUGCCAUCUUCCUGCGGGUCUACUGCCGACAGCGACUCCGCCGUCGCCGUCCCGCCAGUACGUAGCGCCGCGCGAGCGACAGGGACACCACGAGCGGACGGAGAGAGAGUCAAGUGUAGUUACAUGCUUGGUUCUUGACUCGCGGGCAACGUGUUCUUAGUUUUAGCGUAUUUUAAGAAGCGUGGUGUUCAUAGCGUUAUCAUUCGGUAUGUAUAAUGCGUCGCCGUCCCGCACGAGCGACAGGGACAACAACAGUGGAUGGAGAGAGAGUCAAGUUUAGUUACAGGCUUGUUGUAGGACUUGCAAGCGCAACCUGGGCACGUGUUCCUGGUUAGC